UAUCAAUCAUUCAACAUAGGUUUGAGCGGCGAUUUGCAUUAUUAUCAAAUCGUAUCUAGACCUCAUAUCUGUUAAAUUUUGUUUAUCAAAAUCGCAGUUUCAUCAGUUAUUCGUACACAUUCGAUUCUGUUCGGCAAUGGAUCUGUUGGGAUCGAUAUUAGGUUCUAUGGAUAAACCUCCUACAAGAGACAAGAAAGAAAAAGACACAUAUGAGAAUCAGAAGAGAGCUUAUCAGAAUAUUAAAAAUCGUCAACGAGAGGAAUUAAAUUCUUUCCGGAUAUACGUUGAGGAGCGCUUAGGCCGUCUGAUAAAAGAUAACGCACGAAAAUUUAUGGAAUUUCAACCAUUAGAUCAAGUACACCGAUCUAUCGUCCAUGAUGUUGCAGAGACGGCUGGACUUAUCAGUAUGAGCUUUGGGCUGGAUGUUGAUCGAUAUAUUGUAGUGUACAAAAAAGAGCAUUCGCCAUGCGAAGAUGAAAUGAACGCUCGGAAAAACGGGGAUGUUUGGAACAAAGACACUGCGAAACAGUACGCCGAACAACGCCAGUUGCUGAAAUUGAAGCAGUCUGAAAAUCAGCAAGAGAGAAUAUUUAAAAAAAAUAUCGUGGAAGAAUCCCCAAGUUUUAAUUACCAACAAAAGUACGUUCAUCUUUUCACGAAUUGUCAGGAUGCGGGAAAAACUGAGGCUAACCGGUCAUACGGUUACGUUCCAAGUGACAAUAAAAAAGAUUUAAGGUCAAUCGAGCAAACGAUGGCAGAUAUCAAAGCAAAGAAGAGACAAAAACUUGAGCAUAUUGAUAUUACUGAAAAAAAUUAGCGUCUGAAAAAUUCCAAAAUUACCAUUAUUUCUAUCGAAUUCACACUAUGAUGUGAUGAUGGAAAACAUGUCACUAAUUACCUGGUGGAUGAUUUGUUGCGGUAAUAAGAACAACAAAGUGGUUAUGGUUAGAACCGGAAGAAAUCUUCAAAUGGCGCAUUACUGUGUAUACCCGAUAUUACUUACAAAUAUCUGAAUUAAGAUUAUUUCGUAAAUAAAAUAUAGUACUUCAUUAAUU
Anopheles nili is the source of this 1055-nucleotide messenger RNA. RefSeq names its product sperm-associated antigen 7 homolog. NCBI's taxonomy places the organism in Eukaryota, Metazoa, Arthropoda, Insecta, Diptera, Culicidae. Gene Ontology annotation, molecular function: nucleic acid binding. The record is from RefSeq and is a predicted model, not a curated record. Bases 137 to 817 code for a protein of 226 amino acids. The transcript has 4 exons.